AAAAUUCAUCGAAGGCCACCCCACCAUAUAUACAGAGACUGAGGGGGCGUUCACUGCUACCUCUACCAGCAGGGAAAAAUAAAAAAGGAAUUCAAUAACAAUUCCAAAAAGAGCCAUAUAUGUUCUGUAUUCUUUUUUUCCUUCAAUUUUCUUAGAUUGUUCUUGCAUACCUUUGUUUUUGCUCAAACAAUAAGCUGCGAAAUCCGAAAUUUGAUUUUUGAUUCGUUAAGGUUGAUAGGGAGAUAAAAAGCUGAAAAAUGGCAUCAAUGGUUGCUAUAGCCAGUAUUAGUAACUGUAGCAGUCAAGUGUCACCACUGCAUCCGGUCCAAGAAAAUGGAAGCAGAAAUAAGAGAAAAUUCAGGGCUGAUCCACCUUUGGGUGAUCCCAGCAAGGUUAUGCCUUCACCUCAGAAUGACUGCUCUGGUUAUGAAUUCUCUGCUGAGAAAUUUGAAGCUCUCCCAGUUCAUGGGCCAUCUAGUUCAUGUCAGUGUGGCAUUAACCAAGACAAUUCUGAUGGGUUGAAGGUUGGAACAAGCCGGGUAGGAUUGUUGGAGGUUGGAACAAGCCGGUCUAAAGAGGAAUUAGAAUCAGAAGAAUCCCAUGAUGCUGAUUGGAGUGAUCUUACAGAAUCCCAGCUAGAAGAACUUGUGUUAGGCAAUUUGGAUGCAAUCUUUAAGAGUGCCAUUAAAAAGAUUGUUGCUUUCGGUUAUACUGAAGAAGUUGCUACAAAGGCUGUUUUGAGGUCCGGUCUUUGUUAUGGGUGUAAAGACACCUUGUCAAAUAUUGUGGAUAAUACUUUAACAUUUCUUAGGAAUGGUCAAGAUAUUGAUCCUUCAAGGGGGCAAUGUUUUGAGGAUUUACAACAGCUGGAGAAGUACAUAUUGGCGGAAUUGGUUUGUGUACUUCGAGAAGUUAGGCCUUUCUUUAGCACUGGGGAUGCAAUGUGGUGCUUAUUGAUUUGUGAUAUGAAUGUUUCUCUUGCUUGUGCAGUGGAUGGUGAAUCCUUGACUGGUUUUGCUGCUGAUGGGGCUUCCGCUCCUUCUAUCCAACCCCAGAUGAAAAAAGAAGGCAAAUAUUCUGAAUUGAAUCUUCCAAAUCCUUGCAAAUUUGAACCUUCUGUUCCUUGUUCUCCUAGUUCUGAAUCUGAGGCACCCAACAAUAUGACAGGAGUUCCCAACACAACUAAAACAAGCAACUCUGGUGUUCUUAGUGAACUAGUCUCAGACAAAAAUCAAUUGAAUUCUACAUGUGAUCCUGCAGAUAAAUCUUUCAACAUUGCAGGAACUUCUCAACCUCCUGUGUUUGAAGAAAAGUUUACAGUCAGUAGAAAGGUUCAUUCCAAUAGCAGCAAGAGGGAAUACAUACUUCGACAGAAGUCACUUCAUUUGGACAAGGGCCACAGAACAUAUGGGCCUAAAGGAUCAAGAACAGGGAAAUUGAGUAAUUUGAUUUUGGAUAAGAAAGCAAAAUCAGUUUCAGAUUCUGCCCUAAAAAUAAAUGAUGCUUCUUUAAGAUUGAGUAAGGUAAUGGGAGUUGAUGUGCCUCAAGACAAAGGAGGCCAGAAUCUUUCAAAUAAUCCUGGAUGCUCUCCCCCAGCAGCAUCUAAUUUAGGAACUUCUAUUGUGACUUCUUUGUCAGAGACUGAUGUCCCAUCUACACUAUCCAUGGUCAACAUCCCAUCUGCAUUACCUACACUCAAUACUCCACCUGCAUUGGCAGCUACUGAUAUUGAGCUAUCACUUUCAUUGCCUUCAAAAGGCAACUGUGCUCCAAUCUCUGCUAAUUGUAAUGCUGAGGCAUCUAAUUGCAGUUUUGCUGGUAUACCAUAUGAUAAGUCAGUGGCACCAUGGAUUCCAAGGAACAAGAAGGAUGAGAUGAUUAUGAAGCUGGUCCCUAGGGUACGGGAAUUGCAAAAUCAGCUCCGAGAAUGGACGGAAUGGGCAAACCAGAAAGUUAUGCAGGCUGCUCGAAGGCUAAGUAAGGAUAAGGCUGAACUUAAGUCACUUAGACAGGAGAAGGAAGAAGUUGAAUGGCUCAAGAAAGAGAAACAAACUCUGGAAGAGAACACCAUGAAGAAGCUCGCUGAGAUGGAAAAUGCAUUGGGCAAGGCUGGUGGUCAGGUGGAGAGAGCUAAUUCUGCUGUCCGGAGGCUUGAGGUGGAGAAUGCUAUGCUGAGGCAAGAGAUGGAGGCUGCAAAAUUGCGUGCAGCAGAGUCAGCUGCAAACUGUCAAGAAGUAUCAAAGAGGGAGAAGAAGACGCAGUUGAAGUUUCAGUCAUGGGAGAAGCAGAAAACCCUUUUACAGGAAGAACUUGCAGCUGAAAAAUGCAAGGUCAUGCAACUACUACAGGAUUUAGAACAAGCUAGGCAACUAAAGGAACAACUUGAGGCUAGAUGGCAACAAGAAGAGAAGGCGAAGGAAGAACUAGUUUUGCAGGCCAGUUCAAUAAGAAAAGAAAGGGAACAAAUAGAGGCAUCAACUAAAUCUGAGGAGGAUACAAUUAAAUUGAAAGCUGAAACUAAUUUGCAGAAGUACAAAGAUAACAUUGAGAAGCUUGAAAGAGAAAUAUCCCAGACGGACUCGUCAAAAAUUGCAGCCCUGCGACUGGGCAUCAAUGAAAGCCAUGGUAGCAGAGUAACAGAUGUUAAGUAUAGUCCAGCAAAGGAGGUGAGGAGGCCUUAUUACUCAGUAAUGGAUGGUGAUGUUGAGAAAUACUUAAACACAGGAGGAGUGAAACGGGAGAGAGAAUGUGUGAUGUGCCUCUCAGAGGAGAUGUGUGUAGUUUUCCUCCCAUGUGCCCAUCAAGUAGUUUGCUCAACAUGUAAUGAACUACAUCAGAAACAAGGAAUGAAGGAUUGCCCUUCUUGUAGAACCCCCAUUCGGCGUCGUAUUCUUGUAAGUUAUGCUUGCUCUUAAGUUUUAUCAAUUACAUGGGGUUCACUGUUUGACUGCUCUACAUAAUGAUUAUGGUAAUAAUACAUCUGUGAUUGCAAUCUUAA
Messenger RNA from Manihot esculenta (cassava), 2998 nucleotides. RefSeq names its product putative E3 ubiquitin-protein ligase RF298. Lineage: Eukaryota; Viridiplantae; Streptophyta; Magnoliopsida; Malpighiales; Euphorbiaceae. The record is from RefSeq and is a predicted model, not a curated record. The coding region runs from base 258 to 2915 and encodes 885 amino acids. The transcript is spliced from 4 exons.